GGGGUCUCUGCUGUCUCCGUGUCCAUGUGUGAUUCUUUCCGCCGCAGCAGCUUCCUGCAUCACUCACCUGUUCUCCCCAUAGACUGUAUAAAUAACCAGGUGAAAACAGCAGCAGUCUGCUCCAGUUAAACACACAGAGUUCCUGUUACAGCCACGUACAGGAAAACCAGCUGUAAUAUACAAACAGUCAGCCACCAUGACUCAUGCGUUUCCCUUCCUGAGUGCUGAGCAGAAGAAGGAGCUCAGCAGCAUUGCUCAGAGGAUCGUAGCUGCAGGGAAAGGAAUCCUGGCAGCUGAUGAAUCCACAGGCAGCAUGGCCAAACGGUUCCAGGGCAUCAACACGGAGAACACGGAGGAGAACCGGAGGUUCUACCGCCAGCUGCUCUUCACGGCAGACGAGCGGGUCAACCCCUGCAUCGGAGGAGUCAUCUUCUUCCACGAGACGCUCUACCAGAAGACAGACGACGGCAAGCCCUUCCCCCAGCUGGUCAAAGAGAAGGGCAUGGUGGUGGGCAUCAAGGUGGACAAGGGGGUCGUCCCCCUGGCCGGGACCAACGGAGAGACCACCACUCAAGGUCUGGACGGCCUCUACGAUCGUUGCUCUCAGUACAAGAAGGACGGAGCCGACUUCGCCAAGUGGAGAUGUGUGUUAAAGAUCAGCGACACCACGCCGUCAGAGCUCGCCAUCAUGGAGAACGCCAACGUGUUAGCUCGCUAUGCUAGCAUCUGUCAGAUGCAUGGCAUCGUUCCCAUCGUGGAGCCAGAGAUUCUCCCUGAUGGGGACCACGACCUGCAGCGCUGCCAGUACGUCACUGAGAAGGUGUUGGCGGCCGUCUACAAGGCUCUGUCUGUCCACCACGUCUACCUGGAGGGGACGCUGCUCAAACCCAACAUGGUGACCGCCGGACACUCCUGCCCUAAGAAGUACAGCCCUCAAGAGGUCGCCAUGGCAACCGUCACCGCCCUGCGCCGCACCGUGCCGCCCGCCGUGCCAGGUGUGACGUUCCUGUCAGGAGGUCAGAGUGAGGAGGAGGCCACCAUCCAUCUGAACGCCAUCAACCAGUGCCUCCUCCACCGGCCCUGGGCCCUCACCUUCUCCUACGGCCGGGCCCUGCAGGCCUCCGCCCUGAAGGCCUGGGGGGGCAAGAAGGAGAACGCCAAGGCCUGCCAGGAGGAGUACAUCAACAGAGCCCUGAAUAACAGCAAGGCAGCUCUGGGGAAGUACGAGUCCUCUGGGAAAGGAGCAGCAGCGCAGGAGUCCCUGUUCGUCCAGGACCACGCCUACUGACUCCUCCUGCUCCUCCUGACUCCUCCUGACUCCUCCUGAGUCCUCCUGACUCCUCCUGGCUCCUACUAACUCCUCCUGACUCCUCCUGACUCCUCCUGACUCCUCCUGGCUCCUCCUGACUCCUCCUGACUCCUCCUGGCUCCUACUAACUCCUCCUAACUCCUCCUGACUCCUCCUAAGUCCUCCUGACUCCUCCUAACUCCUACUAACUCCUCCUGACCAAGGUUAUUAUAGUUAACCAAAGCUAACGAAAUAAUGAAAACUAGAAUUGAAAAAACAUUUUCGUCAACUGAAAUAAAAAUAAAAACUAGAGUUUUUAAAAAACGAUAACUAACUGAAACUGUAUUUUGUGGUUACAAAACUAACUAAAACUAACUAAAAUUAUAGUGAAAAUGUCCUUAGUUUUUGUUUUUGUCAACUUUUUUCAUUCAUAAUUCAGUGUUUCUAUUUGAACAUGCAACACAUGGUGAAUAUGUUUACUGAGACUGGGAUGUUUACACUAGAACCAAAAUACAAAACAGUUAAUAACCUUAUUGGGGCUGAGAUGAUAAACCAAAGGAAAUAAAGGAAACAUUUAUUAUGACCUCUUUGAAUCACGCACCCAACACAUAGCCCAUUACAAUAAAACUAAAACUAACACUAAAACUAAUAAAAACUAAACUAAAACUAAGCAUUUUUUAAAAACUAUAAAACUAAACUAAAACUAGAAAACUCACUCUAAAAACUAACUAAAACUAACUGAAUUUGAAAACAAAAAUUCACAACGAAAUUAAAACUAAAACUAAUGAAAAAUCCAAAACUAUUAUAACCUUGCUCCUGACUCCUCCUAACUCCUCCUAACUCCUCCUGACUCCUCCUGACUCCUCCUAACUCCUCCUGACUCCUCCACUCCUCCAGUCAACAGAUGAACCAACCAGUUAUUCCUGUAGUGCUGAGAGCUAAAUGACUUCCUGGACAGAAACACAUUAUGAUCUGAGAAGACGACUACAUCUCCAUAAAUUAUAAAAAAAAAACCACUAAUUGACCACAAAAAGACACAAAAUGACAAAAAAAGACACAAAUUGACCGCUAAAAGAUAUAAAUUGACCACAAAAAGACACAAAUUGACUAAAAAAAAGACACAAAAUGACCGCAAAUAGACACAAAAUUACAAAAAAAGACAUAAAUUGACCACAAAAUGACAAAAAAAAAAACACUAAUUGACCACAAAAAGACACAAAAUGACAAAAAAAGACACAAAUUGACCGCUAAAAGAUAUAAAUUGACCACAAAAAGACACAAAUUGACAAAAAAAAAAGACACAAAAUGACCGCAAAUAGACCCAAAAUUACGAAAAAAGACAUAAAUUGACCACAAAAUGACAAAAAAAAAACACUAAUUGACCACAAAAAGACACAAAAUGACAAAAAAAGACACAAAUUGACCGCUAAAAGAUAUAAAUUGACCACAAAAAGACACAAAUUGACUAAAAAAAAGACACAAAAUGACCGCAAAUAGACACAAAAUUACAAAAAAAGACAUAAAUUGACCGCUAAAAGACAUAAAUUGACCACAAAAACCUUAAAAUUCCCGAGGACUUCUCUCCAUGUUCUCUCUUUCUGUUAUUGUGUCCAUCUAUGUGACUCAACACUUGUUUGACUUGAACUACUGGAAUGGACUUGUCAUCAUAUUCUGGUUUAUAGAGAAGCAGCUGUAUAAAACCCAUCAGAGAAGUAUAAAUACUCCAAUCGUCCCUUUGAGUUGGACUUUGACCUGUAAAGCCAUUAUUAGUAUUUAAUUAGUGCACUUGAAGCCAGAGAGACAGAAAGAGUUCCUCUAAACCAGCUGUUCUCAACCUUGGGGUCGGGACCCCAAUUGGGGUCGUGAGAUGAUUUCUGGGGGUCGCCAAAUCAUUUAGGAAGUCAGCUCUGUCUCCACUGUGUUAAAGUGUUCAUGUGUUUUAGUCUUUUGGGUCACUUAACGUCUUUUUUUUUUGUCAUUUCGUAUGUUUUUUGGUCAAUUUGUGUCUUUUUUGGUCAUUUUGUGUCUUUUUUUGAUCAUUUUGUGGUCAAUUUGUGUCUUUUUUUUGCCAUUUUGUGUCUUUUUUUGAUCAUUUUGUGGUCAAUUUGUGUCUUUUUUUUGCCAUUUUGUGUCUUUUUUUUGUCAUUUUGUUUAUUUUUUUUGGUUAUUUUGUGUCUUUUUUUUGACAAUUUGUGUCUUUUUGGUCAUUUUGUGUCUUUUUUUGAUCAUUUUGUGGUCAAUUUGUGUCUUUUUUUUGCCAUUUUGUGUCUUUUUUUUGUCAUUUUGUUUAUUUUUUUUGGUUAUUUUGUGUCUUUUUUUUGACAAUUUGUGUCUUUUUGGUCAUUUUGUGUCUUUUUUGGGGUCAUUUUGUGCCUUUUUUUGGUCAAUUUGUGUCUUUUUUUGGACAAUUUAUGUCUUUUUGGUCAUUUUGGGUCUUUUUUUGGGUCAUUUUGUGCCUUUUUUUGGUCAAUUUGUGUCUUUUUUUGGACAAUUUGUGUCUUUUUGGUCAUUUUGUGUCUUUUUUUGGGUCAUUUUGUGCCUUUUUUUGGUCAAUUUGUGUCUUUUUUGGACAAUUUGUGUCUUUUUGGUCAUUUUGUGUGUUUUUUCAUAAGUUUGUGUCCUUUUUCAUCAUUUUGUGGUCAAUUUGUGUCUUUUUUGGUCAUUUUGUUUCUUAUUUGGUCAUUUUGUUUCUUUUUUGGGUGAUCUGAACUGUGUGUGUGAGAUUGUGUUCAGUGAGUGGGGGUCACGGACAACAUGCAUGUUAAAUUGGGGGUCGCGACUCAAAAAGGUUGAGAACUACUGCAUUAGAGAGCUGAGGUCAGUUUAUGUUCCAUCUGCAGAUUAAUGAUUCAUUAUGUAGCUGGACCAACAGCUGGAGAGACGUAUGAUUCAUAAACAUUAUUAGUGUAAACACUGGAAAGAGAUUCAAAUUAAAAUAUUCCACAACUAA
This is a messenger RNA of Centropristis striata (black sea bass), 4238 nucleotides long. RefSeq names its product fructose-bisphosphate aldolase A-like. Gene Ontology annotation, biological process: glycolytic process; fructose 1,6-bisphosphate metabolic process. The coding region runs from base 197 to 1288 and encodes 363 amino acids. The transcript is spliced from 10 exons. Gene Ontology annotation, cellular component: cytosol. Lineage: Eukaryota; Metazoa; Chordata; Actinopteri; Perciformes; Serranidae. Gene Ontology annotation, molecular function: fructose-bisphosphate aldolase activity. The record is from RefSeq and is a predicted model, not a curated record.